Molecule: messenger RNA, 1009 nt
Organism: Protobothrops mucrosquamatus (brown spotted pit viper)
Lineage: Eukaryota; Metazoa; Chordata; Lepidosauria; Squamata; Viperidae
Product: glutathione S-transferase theta-1
Exons: 6
Coding region: 125-958 (277 amino acids)
Biological process (GO): glutathione metabolic process
Cellular component (GO): cytoplasm
Molecular function (GO): glutathione transferase activity
Source: RefSeq, a predicted model, not a curated record
GCUCCCAGUUUUCAGCUCUUUGCCCUGCUCUCCCCUCUGGGAGAGCCUUUCGCCAAAGGAGGCAUGUGAGAACAGGCCUCCCUUCCUAGUGCUCGGCCACUCCAUCCGUCCACCUGGCAGAAGAAUGGGGCUGGAGCUCUACCUGGACCUUCUGUCCCAGCCCUGCCGGGCGGUCUACAUCUUUGCCAAGAAGAACCACAUUCCCUUUGAGCUGAAAAAUGUGGAGCUGUUCAAAGAUUCCAUCCUGGGGACCAAGAUGCCUGGAGCAGAGGCAGAAGGGGGGGCAACAGCCCCAUCAGGGUCACAGCCCAAGGAGAGUGCACGGGUGAAGAAAGUCCCUGUCUUGAAGGACGAGACCUUCGUCUUGGCAGAAGGCACGGCCAUCCUUUUGUAUCUGAGUCGCAAGUACAACACCCCAGAUCACUGGUACCCAUCUGACCUGCAGAAACGAGCAAAGGUGGACGAAUACCUGUCGUGGCAUCAGGCUAACAUCAGAUCCAAUGCUCCCAAGACAAUGUGGAUUAAGGUGGGCCUGGGCUGCUCUUUGGUAGGGAUCACCGGUCUCCUCCCUCUGAUGCAGGUGUUGAUCCCACUCUUCACGGGCCAGCCGCUCCCGCCAGAGAAACUGCAGGAGGUGAUGGACGGGCUGACCGCAGCCUUGGAUCAGUUUGAGGGAUUGUUUCUCCAGGACAAGCCCUUCCUGGUGGGCAGCGAAGUCUCUCUUGCGGACCUGGUGGCUAUCGUGGAUCUCAUGCAGCCUGUGGGCGUCGGAUGCGACAUUUUCAAGGAUAGGCCCAGACUGGCCGAAUGGCGUAAAAGGACGGAAGAUGUGAUUGGGAAGGAGCUCUUCCUGCAAGCACAUGAAUUGAUCCUGAACAUUAGUAAACUUAGCGCCAUCCAGAUCAGUCCACAGCUGAAGGAGCAACUGGCCCCCGUUUUGUUAAAGAUGCUGAGAUGAGUAAAAGAAUUUCAAAAGAGAGGCUAGCAUGGCUGGUCACCUCUCCAUCUC